This is a messenger RNA of Microplitis mediator, 1929 nucleotides long. RefSeq names its product DNA-binding protein inhibitor ID-3 (gene emc). Gene Ontology annotation, biological process: negative regulation of transcription by RNA polymerase II; circadian regulation of gene expression; cell differentiation. The coding region runs from base 567 to 992 and encodes 141 amino acids. The record is from RefSeq and is a predicted model, not a curated record. Gene Ontology annotation, cellular component: nucleus; cytoplasm. The transcript has a single exon. Gene Ontology annotation, molecular function: transcription regulator activity; protein dimerization activity. Lineage: Eukaryota; Metazoa; Arthropoda; Insecta; Hymenoptera; Braconidae.
GAGGGGGACCCGAUAUAAAACCCGACAGGUGAGGGGCGGAGGCCAGUUAACUUGGAUCCAAUGUGUCGACUCCUUGUCCGCCGAACUUAAAUUUAAAAUUUAAAAUUUAAAAAAUAUUUUUUUUUAAUUUAACAAAAAAUUGUUUGUUUUUCACCUAAAAUCUAAACAAAAAUUUUAAAGUAAAAGUUCCUGGAUUCAAAAUUCAAAAAGUGAUCGAACAAUUACCGAUAAGUGGAGUGCGUUAAUUAAUUAAUUAAUUAACUAAUUAUCAGAUAUCAUAAUCACUAAGACUGUAAUGACUUUUUGAUUGUUGGUAAUUAAAAAAAACUUUACACAUAUAUAUGUAUAUGUAUGUAUAUAUAUUUAAAUAAAAGAUCAAUAUAACCGGCAGUGUACGUACGUGCGCCAUACGAACGUCAUUGUGACUGUGCGCGCAGUUAUCAGUUUUGCAUUAAAACAAUUGCGAUUACCGCUGGCGGAAGUGAAAAAAAUUUAAAAAAACAGUUAAAUAUUUUUUCCAACAUAAAAUAAAUUUCGCUGUGUAAAAAUAUUUGAAUUUAAUUACAAUGAAGGCAAUGGUCGUUAGCCCGAUUGGCGGACGCGUACCUCCGACACGUGGAAUAAUUAACAGUAAUUUGGGUAUUAAUGGAACAAGACGUGAUUUAGAAGCUGAAGAAGUUGCAGCCUAUCUCACUAAAUUGAGGUCUUUGGUUCCCGACAUGCCACGUAAGAGAAAACUUUCGAAACUUGAAGUUAUCCAGAGGGUCAUCGAGUAUAUCUGUGACUUACAGACAACACUUGAAGAAACAAAUAUUCAUAAUUCUGACAGUGGAAAUAAUAAUAUCAGAAUGUCAUCAACAACAACAUCAUCGUCAUCAGCAAAUAAUUCAAAUAAUAGUCAAAUUAAUAAAUCGACAAUCAGACAACCACUGCAGCCACUUUUGAAUUCUGCCACUUCAAGUGUUUCGGCAAUCGCUGCGAUUGAACGGUGACCAAUUUAAUUUAAAAUUUAUAUUUCAUCAUUUGAAAUUUAUAAACAAUAAUCAUUAAUAAAAACAAAAAAAACUACAUGUGUUUUAUCGAACAAGUCGAUUAUUUAAAUAUUCAAAUGGCGCAAAGUUUAAAUAUUCAAAUAUCCGCUGUCAGCAGGAUUUGAAUUUUUAAAUUUGAAAUUUGAAAUUUUAAUUGCGCGCCAUUUUUUUAAAUUAACUUUAUGUUGUUUUAAUACAUAAAUUUUAUAAUUUUUGUAUCGGCGUUUGGUUGGAUGUCUUCCUAUAUUAUUAUAUUAUAAUUUAUAUAUUAAUUUUAAAAUUUUAAAUAUAUGUAUCGAGCCACAGCCAAUUUAUAAUCAGGAUAAACUUAAAAAAAAAAAUUGUAAAUAAUGUAUAUAAAUUUAUUGCAUUCCUCAUACGACCUCGUCGCAAUUAAUUAAAGUAUUCCAGUACUAUAUAUAUAUAUAAAUAUAUAUGUUAAUGUAUGUAUUUUUCAGGCACAUCAAUUGUUUUUAUUCAAUUACUUUUUGUUACAAAUAAUUUAAAUAAAAAUAUUAAUCAUUUUUUUUUUAUAAAAUGAACUUUUUUUUAUUGGCUUGGUUUUAGAUUAUUAUUAUUAUUAUUAUUUUAUUAUUAAAUCGUAUUGUAGAUAUUAUUUUAAAUGGAGUAAUUAUAAUUGAUGUUAUUACAAUAUAUAUAUAUUAAUUAUUAUUGUUAUUGUUUUCGCAAUAUUAUUUUAUAAUUAAAAGCAGCGAUUAGUCGUAGAUAUUUUAUGUAUAUUUACAAAGACUGAAAAAAAAAAAGUAAAAAAAAAAAAAUAAGAAUGCUGUAAAUACACAACAGCGACGAGUGAGUAGGAAAGCUUAUAAAAAGUAUAAUAAAUAUGAAUCGCAUGGUGCGACAAUAAAAUAAAUAUUCGAAUAUAAAUAAAAAUAAA